Molecule: messenger RNA, 249 nt
Organism: Debaryomyces hansenii CBS767
Lineage: Eukaryota; Fungi; Ascomycota; Pichiomycetes; Serinales; Debaryomycetaceae
Product: cytochrome c oxidase subunit VIb
Exons: 1
Coding region: 1-249 (82 amino acids)
Cellular component (GO): respiratory chain complex IV; mitochondrion
Source: RefSeq, a predicted model, not a curated record
AUGGCUCUCGACCCAGAAAACUUUAAGUUUGAAACUCCACAAUUUGAUCCAAGAUUCCCAAAUCAAAAUCAAACCAAGCAUUGUGCUCAAGCGUACGUUGAUUACCACAAGUGUAUCAAUGCCAAAGGAGAAGAAUUCGAGCCAUGCCAAAUUUUCUGGAAAACUUUCACCUCGUUAUGUCCAGUUGAUUGGGUUGACAAAUGGAAUGACCAAAGGGAAGCAGGUAAAUUUCCAAUUAACUUAGAUUAA